AUGUCCGACAAAUUCGUGCGCGGCCGUGCCACGAGGAGACAGACGGUGGUGACCCUGUACAACACCUGCAAGUUAAAAAGGGUCCCAUUACUAACGUAUCCGGAGGCAGUAAAGGUUUCGAUUGGUCGCGGUCCCAGCUGGAUGCACUGGGUGAGCAAUCCCGGUGCAAUAGCCGUAGACGUGUUUGUCAUCGUCUACCAACUCGGCGUCUGCUGUGUUUAUAUCGUCUUCAUUGGAGACAACCUCAAGAAGCUGUGCGACGCGUAUGUAAACUACACGGUUGAGAUUUAUAUGCUUAUGAUUCUGCUACCGCUUAUAAUGCUCAACAUGAUACCAAACCUCAAGCUGUUAGCCCCACUCUCUGGAGUCGCCAACAUAAUGGCUGCGCUAAGCAUUAUCUUUAUAGCUUACUUCCUCCUCAGUGGCAAGAAAUCUAACCAACCUCUAGACUACUGGGGUACAUUGCCAAACUUCCCAUUAUUUUUUGGAACUAUAGUAUUUGCACUUACUUCUGUUGGUGUGGUGGUUGCGAUAUCGACCAAUAUGAAAACGCCCAAACAGUUUUGGGUUACUUGUGGGGUCCUGGACGUUGGCAUGAUUAUAAUCGUACUGUUUUUCUUGAGUGUUGGUAUAUUGGGAUAUAUGUUUUGUGUGUCUGAGUGCAGUGAUGCUAUAACACUUGAUCUACCUAAGAAUAAUGGAUUGGCCUCUGCAGCAGUAAUUCUAUACACUAUAUCAAUCUUCAUCAGCUACGCGCUAAACUGUUACGUGCCAGUUGACAUUAUCUGGAGAAACUACUUGGGGCCAGCCCUGGAGCGUAGAUCGGUCACCAAGCUUAGACUAUGCGAGUACUUACUACGUAUUAUUCUGUGUCUCUUUACUUUUGUGCUGGCUGUUUCUAUACCGCGAUUAGGACUAUUUAUCUCGCUAUUUGGAGCGCUUUGUCUUUCUGCACUGGGAUUCUGUUUUCCAGCGAUAAUGGAGGCAUGUAUGGAGUUUGCACGACCGGAACGCUUGGCUCGUAAAUUUAUCUUCGCAAAGGAUAUCUUCAUAUUUAUCGUUGGUCUCAUCGGGCUCACUACAGGAACCUAUAGCGCUAUAGAGGGCAUUAUUAAUUCUUUUCGAUAA
Leptidea sinapis is the source of this 1128-nucleotide messenger RNA. RefSeq names its product proton-coupled amino acid transporter-like protein CG1139. Bases 1 to 1128 code for a protein of 375 amino acids. Gene Ontology annotation, biological process: amino acid transmembrane transport. Lineage: Eukaryota; Metazoa; Arthropoda; Insecta; Lepidoptera; Pieridae. Gene Ontology annotation, molecular function: amino acid transmembrane transporter activity. The record is from RefSeq and is a predicted model, not a curated record. The transcript has 6 exons. Gene Ontology annotation, cellular component: vacuolar membrane.